AUGUUAUUGUGGAAGCAAAAUGAGCAUAGGUCUGCCUUCAUUAGUAGAACGGAGACUGAGAAUAUUAUUUGUUCUUACCGUCAUUCAAUGUCAGAACCCCACCCUCUAAUAGUUCCUAUACUAGAGGAAGUUGGUUUUUCUGGGGUUGCAAACCUCAGACAUCUGAAAGUGGAUCACGCAUUAAUCACAGCUUUGGUUGAAAGAUGGAGGCCUGAGACUCAUACCUUCCGUUUUCCAACAGGGGAGUGCACCAUAAGACUGGAGGAUGUUGCCGCUCAACUUGGCCUAAGAGUUGAUGGUUUACCAGUCAUUGGCCCAACAUUAUAUGACUGGGAGGAAAUGUGCUCCACGUAUCUCGGAAUUGUGCCAGUUAAAGAUCAAGGUUUGAUCACAUUUAGAAUGAUCAGGUAA
Messenger RNA from Cajanus cajan (pigeon pea), 411 nucleotides. The record is from RefSeq and is a predicted model, not a curated record. NCBI's taxonomy places the organism in Eukaryota, Viridiplantae, Streptophyta, Magnoliopsida, Fabales, Fabaceae.